AUGAGUAAAGAUGAUAUAGACCGAUUAAAUGUGUUCCCCCCGGAUGGAGGAGGGGAAAAUGAAAAUGACGAAACGGAUGAGAAUGAACUCGGCGAAAGGGAAAAUUGCGCUCCCAUUUUGGACGCGUCUUCUCCGAGGGGGAGUCACAACCAUAUGGGGGGCAAUAAUGAAAAGGAUAAUCUUCCGGGUGGAAGUGAUUCCCCUAGGGGGGAAUCUCCACUAUAUGCCUUAGGCGAGGUGGUCCAGGGGGGAAGCGGUGAAAGGGAAGAAAAGGCUGAAAAGGGUGAAAGGGAAGAAAACGCUAUAAACGCUGAAAACACCGCCAGCACCGCCAACAUGGAUGGCACCCUGAACAGUGACGAAGCCAAGCGGGGCGCCCCCCACCCAGCGGAAGGAAUGGAAAGUGCUCCCCUACACUGCAGCAUAAACACCGUUGCAACGGCCGACAGUGGGGAAAACAACACGAGGGAAAGUCCCCCAACGGGGACUCAAAAUUGCUCCAAUCCCAUUAGCUGCAUAAGCACAACGCGUAAUCAUAACACAGAUGAGCAUGUAGAAAUGGUAGAGCAGACGUUAGAGUGCGUUCCUCUCGUAGGCGAAGAGAAGGAAGCAACUUUUGCCCCCGAGACAGAUGUAGAAUCGAAGAGGGAGGAGGCGAUUUUGUUAAAACCAAAUUCUGCCAAUUCAUGCGUGGCCGUAGCUUGCAUUGAGGAGUCACCUGCAGUUGGGGAUUACUCAAGGGAGGUAGCUGCUGUGGUGGGAGAAGCUGCCAGCUGUAUAGUUGAUGGCAUCUUGAAUGAGGUCGCCAAUGACUCUGCUAGCCGAGGAGAAGAGCUGCUCUCCCUCGCACACACAGUAAGCAGCUUCCAAGCCGAACUGCUGGAAAAAAACAAAGGCACAUUUGAAGAAGUUAAAAAAAGGGGCCUCCUCAUUGUGUUGGCCAUUAAACAAUCAUUUAAGAACAAAACGGAAAAGGUCCUCUGCUCCAGGUGCAGCCCCGCAUGGGCGUCCCUGAACGGUGCCCAGGAACUUUUCCGGGUUAUAUUAAAACUGCUAGUAGAAAAAGAAACGAGCGAAUUGUACUUGGCUCAUUUUUUGGAGAAGCUGAAGAGGGACGUGGAGGGGGCCAACCGGACGGCGCAGCGCCGAUGGGCACAGCAGGUGGUUGAGCGGCUGACCGAGCGGCUGAGUGAGCGGUUGGUUGAGCGGCUAACUGCGCGGCUGACCAAGCAGGUGGCCAAACACGUAGAGAGAGAGGCGGCCCACCGAACGGCGGAGGCACAACUCCAAAUAAGCAGCCUGAGCAAAGACAGAACAACCAUCAUGGACGCCAUUAAAAAAUGGGAGGAGCACUUUCACCAAAUGAGAAGUGAACAGGAAAUCCUCCACGCAAAGGUCAAAAUCAGUGUCCAAACAAGCUUCCUCAAUUUUACAGAAUAUACAGUUCAUCUGCUCCUAAAGAUUCAUUCUGCCCUUUGCCAGAAGAGCGACAAGCUGGCAUUUCUAAUCAACCGGCUGAAGUGCAUUGGACUUGACUGGAGAGCCUCCCAGGGGGGCAAAGGGAAAGGGAAGCGGCAGAGGAGGGGGGGGGAGCCACGUGCAGAGGCCCACCACGGUGAGGGGAAAAUCCCUAGGGGGAAAAAAGGGGAAAAGCAAAAGAGGAAGAAAAGAGCUGCAGGGAGAAGCAAAACUGGCGUCAGGAGAGGAAGAAGUAACAGAAGUGAACGUAGCUGUAGGAGCGAACGCAGCAGCGGGGGCGAGGGCUGCACGUCCUCCCUUGGGGGGAGUAGCCCCCCGCGCAGUGGCAGCUCCAGCAUGUCCAAAUCGGGUAACCACCACUCACGUAGCACUUCCCCCCGUAGCACCUCCUCCUGCGGAUCCAGCGUGUGCCUUUCGAACGAGCUGUGCCUCUCCGACCUGACGCACAUGAACAGUAAGGGGCUCACGGACGGAGGGGGCAAAAAAAAGGGGCGCAAAAAAGUGAGGCAAUUGCUAAUCAGGGCAAGUGCAUCCAAGGAGGGGAAAAACAGGGCACGCUCGGUGGACAACGCGGGGAAGACCCCCCCCAACAAGGGGAGAAGGAAGCCUCGCCACAGGGAUGAGCAGUUUGAGCGGUUUGAGCGGCGCGACCGGCACGAUCAUCCGCAGCAGCGCAAGCUGUAUAGCCGGUACAGGAGGUACAAACGGCUCUACGCCGAAGAGCUGCAAAAGAACAAGACGCUGCAUUUUCUGCUGACGAACAAGGACGAAGAAAUCGCCCAAGUGAGAAGUGCGCUCAGGGAAGAGAUGCAAAGCAGGCUUUUCAUCCACGAGGAGGAGGAGAAAAGGAAGCUAAAAGAAAUAAACGAGCUGAAGGGGCUGCUACAAAAUGAAGAAGUGGCCAACAAGAAGUUAGCCAUUCGAAAUGAACAGAUGGAGGAGCAAAAUAAAAGUUUAAAAAAAAAAAACGACUUAUACGAAUGCACAGAGAAGGAAUUGAAAAACCAGCUGAGCGAACUGAACAUGGCACUUACCAAGGAGAGGAGAAAGAACAAACGGUUGGCUUCGCAAAAGGGAAAAUUGAAGAGCGCUCUUUUGAGAUAUAACCAUGGGGUGAACUUGCUUGACGGGGGGAGGUACCGUCGUGAUGGGAAGUGGUGUGUGAAUGUUUCCCCUGUGGAGUGUGUAGACGGAGAGAUGGGAAGCGAAGCGGACAGCAGCGUUGGAAGUGAAGAAGACAGCAUCGUUGGAAGUGAAGACAACAGCGAGGGUAGCGAACGUUUUUACGAGGAUGAAAUGUAUGCCCCGCUCGGCACGGUGAAAGUUGCAGAUCAGUUUACGAAGCGGCAAAGGAGAAAGCUACUGAUGCAAGGAAGAAUUAACAAAGUGCAUGGCCGACCGCGUAACAACAGGAGCGAGGACCCCUAUGGAAGGCACCACCAGCAGAAUGAAUACAAACACGUUAAGUUAAACUCCCUCUGCUUCAGCGAUAACUCCGUGGAUGUUAGGAUGCCGAGGAGCAGGCACCUCCCAAGGGGCGGCGGCACCAAAGGGGAGCCCUCCGUGCGUGAAAAGGGCAUCCGGAGGGAAGGGCAACACCAAACAGGGAGGCAAACGGGGAAGCAAACAGGGAAGCAACAUGGGGACCCCCCCCUGCACAUCGCCGAACAAAUCCGGAGAGACCUCAAAAAUUUCGACGAAACGAAAUACAAGAAAGUUAUAAGUGACAUUACCAAAGAGGAGAAAGUAAUAGAAAAAAUAAAAGAAGACGAUUUGUACUCUAUAUUUAUGCAAAACUGGGAGGAAUCUCACAUGGGGGUAGAGGAGGGGGCAAAUAAUGGGCCCCUCUCCUGGUCGGGGUCCUUCAUGCACCAUCUGAAUAGGAGCAUUCUUUGUGCCAAUCAAGGCGAGGGAAUUCCCCCAGGGGGGAAUUAUGAGCAGCUGGAAAGGGGGGUAAAUAAUGAGGCAAAACGGGGAGAUUUCACAGAAGGUAGUUACGCCAACGCUGUGGAUAAUUGCCAGGAUGACCUCACAUACGGGGUGAACCCCCUUCGGGAGAACCCCGUGGGGAUGGCCACUCAAAGGGAAGCAACCCUAAUGGGACAUCCUGGGGGGCACAAAAACGUCACCUUAAGUUAUGACCCCAAGUGUGCAGGCGGAAUGGAUGCAUUCCCCGUGGAAGAGACGCAAAUGGCUAGCGGGGCAGAUCUGCCAAGGGGGGAGCCGCAGCAGCAGCAACAGCCACAUGAGGAGGAAAGAAACAACGGGGUGGUCACCUCAAAUGGGAUGAAUAACCCUGUUGGGAAAGGCCUUGGCGGUGCGAUCGGUGGGGCGUCUACUUUGGACGCCCAACACGGGAACGGUGGCAGUGAGCGGCACGGAACAAAUCACACCGAAGGAGGAGAAGCAAACCAACUCACCACUACCCCCCAGGGAGAGACCACCAACGAGGGGAUCUUAAAAAACUACGAAACGUACAAAAAAAACAAAGACAAAUUUAUUCACCUGACUUUACGCAAGCAGGUGAUUCACGUGGGGAACGAACGUACACCCGCGGGAGGAGGAGGAAGAGGGGGGAAAAAAAACACCUCCCUAGCAAAUGUAAUAAACAAGGAGAUCUCCAAAAGGGAGAGUAAAAACGGUUUCCCUGCCUACGCCGAGGAAGAGGAAGCAUUCGAAAUGGAGAGGAAUUAUGCCCCUUUCCAAAGCGCACAGGGUGGUAAUACCCUCGAUAAGGAUAGGGACCUGCGAGAGAGCAUCAUGAUGCGUUAUACAUACGGGAGUGAUACCCAUAGGGGUGUAACCCUACAGAGCAAUAUGCACGAGGGGACUCACCUUGAACGGAUUUUAUAUGACCAAACGGAUGCGCACUUCUUUCAACCGUCUGAGAAAAGGGAGGGCAGCGUGGUAGGUGAGGCUGCUGGACAGGAUGGCGAACGGGGGGCGCAUGAGCCAAAUGGAGAGGGCGAAAGAGUGGACCCCAUCCGAAUAGCACGUAACCCACACAGGGAUGAAUUGGGCCUACACAAUGUAAGCAGCAAUGUGGUGAGCACAAGCCGCACAAGUUACCCGCCCGUUGGUGGGGGAAUUUCUCGAGAGAAAAACCUCCCCCCCAAUGGUGAUGACAUCACAGCCCCGCCUUGUGAAGGACCAAAUGGGGAGAGCCACCGGGGGAACAACGCUGCGCACUCCCCGCAUUCCUUGAGCAUGUUGAUGGGCGCCACUCGGAAGGACAAAACUGGGUGUAGACUGAUCACCCCGGAUGCACCCAACAAGGGGACUCCCUCUUAUGCGGCCACCCAUUUGGUGAAGAUCGACAGCAACGCGGCGGAGUUGUGUCCCCCCCCUUCUCUCGAGGAGCACAACAGACCACAUACCGCUGCUGCGAAGUUGAAUGAACGGAAUGGAAGUGGCUCGCCGAUGGGCAUCCCUCCAAUCGAGGAGAAUUCACGUGGCGCGGUAAACGAAACAUUAAAUUACAGCCACCAGAAAGGGGGCCACCCUUGGGAUAAUAAAAUCAGCGCGGGUGGUUACGACCCCAAGGGUGAAGCCCUCAAUGCAGCAUUGGGGCCGCACCAAACAGGCGCAGCUGCGUCUGCAGCUGUGUCUGCGGCUGUGUCUGCGGCUGUGUCUGCAGCUGUGUCUGCAGCUUUGCCCGCAGCUUUGCCGAAAAGGGACUCCUGCGAAGGCGCGUCACCGAGGAAGAGUGUCGGGGAUAGGGGCGUCCUAAGUAGGCUGCUCAGGAAGAAGUAG
Molecule: messenger RNA, 5232 nt
Organism: Plasmodium vivax (malaria parasite P. vivax)
Lineage: Eukaryota; Apicomplexa; Aconoidasida; Haemosporida; Plasmodiidae
Exons: 2
Coding region: 1-5232 (1743 amino acids)
Source: RefSeq, a predicted model, not a curated record